Mesoplodon densirostris (Blainville's beaked whale) is the source of this 1181-nucleotide messenger RNA. RefSeq names its product mitochondrial import inner membrane translocase subunit Tim23. The record is from RefSeq and is a predicted model, not a curated record. Gene Ontology annotation, cellular component: mitochondrial inner membrane; TIM23 mitochondrial import inner membrane translocase complex. Gene Ontology annotation, biological process: protein import into mitochondrial matrix. The transcript is spliced from 7 exons. Gene Ontology annotation, molecular function: transmembrane protein transporter activity. The coding region runs from base 136 to 765 and encodes 209 amino acids. NCBI's taxonomy places the organism in Eukaryota, Metazoa, Chordata, Mammalia, Artiodactyla, Ziphiidae.
CCGGCGCCCGGAAGGUCAGUGUGUGAAGGAGGUGGUGGUUACGCGGGUCUCCCCACUAUUCCAGAGGAGAAACGGCCGAGCACGCAAUCUCGGCGUGAGACGGGGAGAAGCAGACGGGCAGUUUGCUGCGAUACCAUGGAGGGCGGCGGCGGAAGCGGCAACAAAACCACUGGGGGGUUGGCCGGCUUUUUCGGAGCCGGUGGAGCAGGCUACUCGCACGCGGAUUUGGCCGGAGUCCCGCUAACUGGUAUGAACCCUCUGUCUCCUUAUUUAAAUGUGGAUCCACGGUAUCUCGUGCAGGAUACAGAUGAGUUUAUUUUACCAACUGGAGCUAAUAAAACCCGGGGCAGAUUUGAACUGGCCUUCUUUACCAUUGGAGGAUGUUGUAUGACAGGGGCUGCAUUUGGGGCAAUGAAUGGUCUACGGCUAGGACUGAAGGAAACCCAGAACAUGGCCUGGUCCAAACCAAGAAAUGUACAGAUCUUGAAUAUGGUGACCAGGCAAGGGGCACUUUGGGCUAAUACUCUAGGUUCUCUGGCUUUGCUCUAUAGUGCAUUUGGUGUCAUCAUUGAAAAAACACGAGGUGCAGAAGAUGACCUCAACACAGUAGCAGCUGGAACCAUGACGGGCAUGUUGUAUAAAUGUACAGGUGGUCUUCGAGGGGUGGCACGAGGCGGCCUGGCAGGACUAACUCUUACAAGCCUCUACGCACUAUAUAAUAACUGGGAGCACAUGAGAGGCUCCUUGCUCCAACAGUCUCUCUGAAGAGUACUAGCUGGUGAACGGAGGACACUUUAGUAGUCAUCCAGAUCAAUUUAUAAGUCAGUCUGGAGUCAUUUACUCUUUUACCUGCAACUAGUUUGAAAAAGGAGAUUCCAGUUUGCUGUGAUGAAGAUCAUGGAUGGUUGACCAGGACUGGCACUCCUUCCAGCCAUUAAUGAGUUGAAGCCAAAACCCUUUGGUGGCUGAGUAAUGUGGCUCUCUUCUCCUUUAAAGAAGAUCUUGCACCUGUUUUUUCUCCUACCCCCUGAACUGGAAAACCACUUACUCCCAGAAUUCAGGUCAUGCUUGUCAAUGCUGUAUCACCACAUUUGUUCAUUUAAUAAUCCAAGACUGUAAUACUGCCCUGUAUUCCCAAUAAAGGGUAAAAACAGAACCAAAGUCAUAACUCCAACAUAAAA